Scatophagus argus is the source of this 1554-nucleotide messenger RNA. RefSeq names its product hydroxycarboxylic acid receptor 2-like. Bases 339 to 1424 code for a protein of 361 amino acids. Gene Ontology annotation, biological process: G protein-coupled receptor signaling pathway. Gene Ontology annotation, cellular component: membrane. The record is from RefSeq and is a predicted model, not a curated record. NCBI's taxonomy places the organism in Eukaryota, Metazoa, Chordata, Actinopteri, Scatophagidae. The transcript has 3 exons. Gene Ontology annotation, molecular function: G protein-coupled receptor activity.
UGCGUGUUCAGUUCUGGUGUGGUAACUGCUCGAUGAUGAUGCUGAUGAAAGCCACCGACCAGGAACAUCCUGCUGUAACAGACAUAAAAACGUCCCAGCGGUCCUUCAUUAAACGGCCGUCUGCUGAGUUCUGGCUGUGAGUGUAUUUCACCUUACAGAAAAAGAGAGGAAGGUGAAAAGCAGAAGUGGAAAACUUCCUGAAUCUCAAAACGUCUCCUGUGUGCUCAUUCUCAUAUUUCCCUCUUACUCAUUCAAAAACCAAACACUCAGCGGGCUUUAGCGGAUGAUUCUGAUUCUGAUUUAUCUGUUCAGGUUGGACAAGAGCUGGUAACACCAAAAUGCUCUCGGAGCGAAAUGAAAGCUUGACGACUCCAGUCCCCGGUGGUGGCGGAGGCGGAGGGUGCCCACCAGUUGGUAUUCAGCUGGAGGGUUUGAUCCUGCCCCCGGUCCUCACCAUUGACGUCAUACUGGGACUGCUGGGAAACAUAGUUGCCCUGUGGAUCUUCUGCUUUAAACUGAAGGCCUGGAAUCCCAACAAUCUGUUCCUCUUCAACUUGGUCAUUGCCGACUUCUUGGCUCUGGUGAGUCUGCCGCUGAGAAUCGAUGCCCUGCUCAGGGGCCACUGGGUGUUUGGAGACGGCUUGUGCCGAAUCAACCUCUUCCUGAUGUUUUCCAACCGAACGGCCAGCAUCGCACUCAUGACUGUGGUGGCAAUUUACCGCUACUUUAAGGUGGUCCACCCUCACCACCGAUUCAACCGUAUGACCAAGCGGCACGCUGCGUUCGUGUCAGUGUUUGUCUGGAUGCUGGUGAUCAGCCCUCGGGUUCCCAUGCUGGCUUACAACCACAUCAAGGGCAGCGGCAACAGGACCCAGUGCUUCUUCUUCACUUCUUACAAAGAGGCGUCACGAGGCAUCAUCAUCCUGGUGGGCAUGCACCGGAUCCUGACGGUGGUGGAGUUCAUCAUCCCGCUGGCCAUGCUGCUGUUCUGCUCCAUCCGGAUCUCCAGAUUUCUGAAAGCGCGACAGAUGGGAAAACCAGACAAGGUGCGGAAAGCGAUGCGAGUGUGCGUUGCCAUCGUCGCAGUGUUCAUGGUGUGCUUCUUACCCACCACGGUGACGACGAUCGGGGUGUGGGUCAUCCGCUCGUACCGCCCCUGGGACUGCACCUCCUUCUACACCUUCACCCAGCUCACCAUCGUGUCUUUGGGGUUGAACUUCCUGAACUCUGCCCUGGACCCCAUCGUCUAUGUGUUCUCCAGCUCCAUGUUCAGGAAGGCCCUCUGCAGCUCGCUGCCCCCGGCCCUGCGCUGCCGGCAGGACGCAGGUGAGGGUGAGAACGCUGCAUCCUCGUCAGGGACUCAGUCGACCACCCAGGAGGAGCUGAAAUCCAUGAGGGCUGAUAGAGCAAGUGAAGCCAUGUGAAAAGUGCUCUGUGAUAACGACCAGAUCGAACAGCGUUGAGAUGAUUUCUGCAGUGUUUUGUAUUGACUCACGUGUGCUGAUUUUGGGUUCUUUUUUUUUUAUACCAUUAAAGUUUUGUUUGCAGUCGUCA